AUGGUAGAAAGUGCAGCUGUUCGUGAUAUUACCGAUGCUUCUGUAUAUGAAGAAUAUGCACUUCCUAAAUUAUACAUCAAGCUACAUUAUUGCGUCUCCUGUGCAAUCCAUUCACAUGUUGUGAGGGUUAGAUCGCGUGAAGGACGUCGUAAUCGUGCUCCACCACCAAGAAUUCGCUAUAAUAAGUCGAUAAUAAUGAGUAAAAUUAUUACAACACCACCACUUGUUAAUCUCAACACAAACAACUCAACUCAAGAAGUUGAAAUACGUCUCCAUGAACCACUUCUUUUGAAAUCAUGUUCUCGAAAGAAGAGAAUAGGAAUUCAAAUAUUAAACGCGUUGUCGAGGUUAGAAGUCUUAUUGACUAAAGAAGAGUCACUUGCUAGUUCGAAUCAUGGUGUUCAGAACUUGACGCAGCAACAAUAUAAUGUAGCUGAAAUUGAGGCUGCUAUUAAUGUUUUGGAGUCAUCCUUCUUGCAAUUUGAGGAUGAUGGUAUACUUAAAAAAGACAUUCAGGCUCAUCUAGAGGAUUUAGAACUCGCUUCGCUUUUCCCAAAAUCAACAAAACGUUUAACGGUCAAAAAUAACCCAUCUAAAAAAAUUGAUGCCUUCGCUCAUUUUCAUGAAAUGAAUGUCCAUAAUCAAUUAGUUUCUAUUUCUCUACAAAUUCAACAAGACUUACAACUUACAGAUCACAAAUACAUGGCUCAUCAGAUUGCAUUAUUAUAUCGAUGUCUCAAUGAAGCUGGUGAACAAUUUAUCAAAUAUAAAUCACGAGUUGAAUUACAUUUCGAUGCAAUAAAAGCUUUAACCAACAGUUCAGAGGAACCUCGACUCACAUCCGAACAGAAAAAAUGGUUAUCAAAAUUAACAUCUGAUAUUGUGACGGAAACUUUGUUUAGUGGUCGGCCUGUGACUGUAAUGUCACAACCUUUGGCUGCUUAUUUGAAUCGGAUUGGAGAUAUGGUGGGACUUCCUGCCCGGGGAAAAACUUACAUUGCUCAAAAAGUUAGCCGUUACCUUAAAUGGCUUGGCGUAUCUACCAAAGUAUUUAAUGUCGGAAAUUAUCGACGCAAGCUUCAUGGUUCAAAUCAAACGCAUUCAUUUUUCGAUCCUAAUAAUGUAUUAGGUGAGAUUGCUCGUAAAGAAGCAGCUAUUGAAGCUCUUGAGGAUAUGAAAAAAUGGUUUUUAAAGGAGAAUGGUACGGUUGCUUUAUUUGAUGCAACCAAUUCAACUCGAGAUAGGCGUAAUUUUAUUUUGGAAUUUUGUAAGAAAUAUGAUAUUCAAGUCAUAUUUAUAGAGUCUAUAUGUCAAGAUGAAAAUAUUAUCUUGGAGAAUAUUAUGGAUGUAAAAUUAAGUUCUCCUGAUUAUAAGAAUAUGGAUCCUGAAAAGGCAGCAGAAGAUUUUCGUGCUAGAAUUUCUCAUUAUGAGCAAGCUUAUGAACCUAUUACAGAAAGUGAUUCCACUUAUAUAAAACUUAUUAAUGUUGGAAGUCAAGUAGUUAUCAAUAUGAUUCAAGGAUAUUUGCAAAGUCGAAUUGUGUUCUACCUUAUGAAUUUACAUAUUUUACCUAGAAAUAUUUUCUUUAGUAGGCAUGGUGAAAGCGUUUACAAUCUUAUGGGUAAAAUAGGAGGUGAUUCGGAUCUAUCACCUCGUGGCAAGAAAUACGCACUCGCAUUACCAAAACUUAUUAAAGAUAAUUUGGGUGAUCAACCUUUAACCGUAUGGACUUCAACAAUGAAACGCACAAUACAAACUAGUGAAUAUUUGCCCUAUCCAAAAUUACAAUGGAAGGCAUUGGAUGAAUUAGAUGCAAGUAGUUGUGAUGGGAUGACUUAUGAAGAAAUUGAGAAAAAAUAUCCUGAAGAUUAUGCUAAUCGAGAUGAAGACAAAUUUAAUUAUAGAUACCGUGGUGGUGAGUCCUAUCGAGAUGUUGUCUCUCGACUAGAACCAGUUAUAAUGGAACUUGAGAGACAACAAAAUAUCUUGAUAAUUGGCCAUCAAGCCAUUUUACGUUGCAUUUACGGAUAUUUUCAAAAUUUGUCUCAAGAAGACUUGCCUUAUAUAAAAAUUCCUCUUCACACUGUUAUAAAAUUGACACCUAAAGCAUAUAGCUGUGAAGAGGUUAGAUAUAAAGUUGAUAUUGAUGCUGUUGAUACUCACCGACCAAAGCCACCAGCUAAACCAAAACAGAAGGUCAAUGGUGGUGUGAAUUCUGAAAUUAAUCAAUGUUAG
Molecule: messenger RNA, 2235 nt
Organism: Diversispora eburnea
Lineage: Eukaryota; Fungi; Glomeromycota; Glomeromycetes; Diversisporales; Diversisporaceae
Source: the annotation of a GenBank genome assembly